Molecule: messenger RNA, 1077 nt
Organism: Oryza brachyantha (malo sina)
Lineage: Eukaryota; Viridiplantae; Streptophyta; Magnoliopsida; Poales; Poaceae
Product: transcription factor MYB20-like
Exons: 3
Coding region: 91-930 (279 amino acids)
Source: RefSeq, a predicted model, not a curated record
CAUCAGGCCGGCCGCCGUCACGCGGAAGAACUGAGUGAACGAGCCAUCGCGUCUUGCUGCAGCUGGAGCUAGAAGGGGUGUUUGCGUGCGAUGGGGAGGCAGCCGUGCUGCGACAAGGUGGGACUGAAGAAGGGGCCGUGGACGGCGGAGGAGGACCAGAAGCUCGUCGGUUUCCUCCUCACCCACGGCCACUGCUGCUGGCGGGUCGUCCCCAAGCUCGCAGGGUUGCUGAGGUGCGGGAAGAGCUGCAGGCUGAGGUGGACCAACUACCUGAGGCCCGACCUCAAGAGGGGCCUCCUCUCCGACGACGAGGAGCGGCUCGUCAUCGAGCUGCACAAGCAGCUCGGCAACAGGUGGUCCAAGAUCGCGGCGCGGCUCCCCGGGAGGACGGACAACGAGAUCAAGAACCACUGGAACACGCACAUCAAGAAGAAGCUCCGCAAGAUAGGCAUCGACCCAGUCACCCACCAGGUGUUGGAGCCGCCUCGUCCUCCGCCGUGCGAGCAGGACGCCACGCCACCGCCACCGGAGCCCCCGGAGCAGCAAGGGCCGCCGCCGCCUCAAGAGCAGCAGGGCGGCGAUAUAAUGCGGGAGGCCGAUGGGAAUGAGGAGGAGGAGGAGCCUUCGCCGUUGAUCGAGCUGCACGAGAUGACAGCGCCGCCGCCGCCUCCGGCGUUGGCGGCGGCCGAGGGUGCCACAAGCACCUGCUCUGUUUCCCCUGCUUCGGUGCUCUCCCCGUCCUGCUCCUCCUCGGCGGUGUCAGGCGUGGACGUGACGGAGUGGCCGGAGCCCAUGUACCUGUUCGGCAUGGACGGCAUCAUGGACGUCGGCUGGGACGGCCUCAUCUCCGACGCCGGCGUCGACGUCGACCCGUUCGCCCAUUACUACCAUGACGCCGGCUUCGACGAUCAAGACGUCUGGAUCAUCUGACGCGAUCCCAGCAAUGUACAUAGACGAAUUCUCUUCGUCUCCUCCUCCUCGCGCCAAUUCCUAGCUAGCUUAGUAGCUCAGCUUUCCAUGUGUUUUUCCCUCCCCCAAACUUUUCUUGGAGAGAAUGCAUGCAAGGCCAUGGUUGUU